CAUUGCGCAGCUCUUCCUCUCAGAGGCUCUGGGGGUUCGGGCGGCCGAACUGGGUCCAGGCUGCGUCCGUGAGUGAGCGCAGAAAGCGCAGCGGGUCCUCCGCUGACACCAUCGGGUUGUUGCUGCGCAUUAAUGAGCGGCUGUGCGGCGAAUAAUGCGCGGAGACGCCGGAGACGAGCGCAGAUCCUCUCCGGCUGGGAAACUUGUUGGUCGGUUGUUUUGAUCUGAGAAGAGAUGCAUCUGUUUCGGAGUCACAAUUACCAAGUGUUCCCGCACCGCCACGCAGUGCAGACGCCGACCGUGCGGGGCAUCAGCUGGACUCCGCUGCCAGAGGCUCUGAACUCCAAGGACACCAUGAAGCAGUUUCUUUCAGACCGGGUCAUAAAAGCUGCAAGAUCCGUGUACAGCAUCAUGACUGAGAGGAACCCUGACCUCAUCCGAGAUAGGAAGCAUCACCUGAAAACACACAGACAGUGCUGCUCAGGAAAGGAGCUUGUUGACUGGCUGAUGAAGCAGAACGAAUGCCUCCAGUCGAGGAGCCAGGCGGUUGGGAUGUGGCAGGUCCUGGUUGAUGAGGGAGUUCUUGUUCAUGUGAAGCAGGAGUUAAACUUCCAUGACAAGGACGCCCAGUUCUACCGCUUUCAGGACUCCGAGUUCGGCUUGAACCACACGAGCAACGAGAAGGACUCGGAGGAUGAGCUGCAUGAAGCUCUGUCCCUCCUGAGUCAGCUGGGCCCAGACGCUCUGCUCACCAUGAUUCUGCGCAAAUGCCCUAGUCAGAGGAGCCCUGAGGACAUCGAGGUCAUCUAUGAGGAGCUGCUCCACGUGAAGGCUGCUGCUCAUCUCUCCUCCUCGGUGCGUAAGGAGCUGGCUGCAGUGCUGGUCUUUGAAUCCCACAGCAAGGCUGGAACAGUGUUGUUCAGUCAGGGGGAUAAAGGGACCUCCUGGUAUAUCAUCUGGAAAGGCUCUGUUAAUGUGAUCACUCAUGGGAAGGGUCUUGUGACCACUCUGCAUGAGGGUGAGGACUUUGGGCAGCUAGCGUUGCUAAAUGAUGCUCCUCGUGCCGCCACCAUCAUCUUAAGAGAGGACAAUUGCCAUUUCCUUCGUGUUGAUAAACAGGAUUUCAUCCGAAUCCUCAAGGAUGUGGAGGCCAACACGGUGCGACUGGAGGAGCAUGGGAAGACCGUACUGGUGUUGGAGAAGAGUGCUGACUCAGCUGAGCAGGGAGGAGCUGGAGCCAGCAGCAAAUACACAGUUAUGUCGGGAUCGCCUGAGAAGAUUCUGGAGCAUCUGCUGGAAACAGUGAAGCUGGAUUCAAAUGGAAAUGAUCCCACAGCAGAUCCCUGCGUGAGUGACUUCCUCCUGACCCACAGGGUCUUCAUGCCCUCCAGCCAGCUGUGUGCAGCGUUACUGCAUCACUACCAGGCUGAGCUCUCAGAGGGCUCCGAGCAGGAGAAGGAUGCUUAUGCGUUCAACUCCAAGCAGAAGGUAGUGAAGCUAGUCGGCCAGUGGGUGGCGCUGUACAGCCAUCUGUUGAAAGAAGAUCCCGCUGCUCUGGACUUUUUGGAGAGGAUGAAGAAGGAGGUGGCAGCUGAUUACCGCUUGUCCUCCAUUCUGAAGGAGCAAUUUAGAGAAAGACGAAGAGCAAAAAUGCUGGAGAACGGGUAUCAGUCACUGAGCAGGAAUCAGCCGUUCGAUUGGUUUUCUCUUUGUGAGGAGUGCGUUGGGAGGAUUCUUCCAAUCAAAGCCCAGGAUAAAGUGCUGUAUGAGGUCUACAGGCCCGACAACAAGCCCCUAUCUCUGAUGCUCCCUGUGAACUCAUCUGUCCAGGAUGUGAUGUCGGCUUUAGUCAAACCAGUUGGAGAUCACGUCCUGGUCAAAAUGAACUCCGCUGGAGAAAGAGCUCAGUUAAAGCUGGAUGCCUGUGGGGUCUACACCGCUCUGGGUCUCAAUGAAAGACUGUUCAUUUGCACGAGCAGCGAAGUGGAGCAGCUGAGACCCCUGAGGGAUCAGCAGGGCCCAGAGCGAGGAACAGCCGACCUCAUUGAGCAGAUGAGCUCCAAAGACCUUGCCAUUGAACUCACCAACUAUGACUGGGAACUGUUCAAUGCCAUGCACGAGGUGGAGCUGAUCUACUACAUCUUUGGCCGCCACAAGUUCCCUGGAGCCAUCACAGCCAAUUUAGAGCGGUUUGUGCGUCACUUUAACGAAGUUCAGCACUGGGUGGUGACAGAGCUGUGCCUUUGUGAGGACCUGGUGAAACGGGCUGUUCUGCUCAAGAAGUUCAUCAAGAUCGCUUCAGUGUUGAAGGAGCAGAAGAAUCUUAAUUUAUUUUUUGCUGUCAUGUUUGGAUUGAGCAACAGUGCAGUGCAGCGGCUUUACAAGACCUGGGAGAGAAUACCAAGCAAGACUAAAAGGAUCUACUGCACUUAUGAGAGACUGAUGGAUCCUUCUCGAAACCACAGGGCCUACAGACUGGCUGUAGCUAAACUCAGUCCUCCGUACACCCCCUUCAUGCCUCUGCUGCUGAAAGACAUGACCUUCAUCCAUGAGGGAAACCCAAACUACACAGACAAGCUGGUCAACUUUGAGAAAAUGAGGAUGCUUGCCAAGACUGUGAAAAUUGUACGAGGAUGCAGAAGCCAACCUUAUGUGCCUUCUUCUCCACAGAGAGGCCUGGCUGAUCGCAUAUUUCUGGAGGGUCCUACCCGCCUGUCCACAAACUCAGAACACGCCUUCCCUCUGCGCACUCCCAGCAACGUCCGCCACUACAUCCAAAAUCUGAAGGUGAUCGACAACCAGCGAAAGCUAACGCAGCUUUCAAGAAAAAUGGAAUGCUGAGAUGUCUGCCUUCAGAAUCAGAAAGACUGAAAAACUUCAUUCUGAAGCGGAGAACAAGCUAGCAGGACGAAGUGAACCUUAACACUUGCCUGAGAGAGAUGGGUCUCAGGUGACAUGACGGAGACCUGCUGUAAUUCACGGGUCGUGGACAUUUAUAGCGAGGGUUUCAGCUCUGAGAGUAAAAAUGUGCAGCUUGACUAGUUAAGACCAUUGGGACACUUUUAUCCAAUGUAACAAUAUGUACAAAGUAUUGCUCUUGCUGGUGUUUUUUUUAUAUGGACACGUGCAACACAUAUGUGCCACAAAUUUAUAUAUUUUUUAGCUUUUUGCACACCAGAGUUUUCACUUUUAAAGUAAUAUAUUGUAUGCUAAGGUUGGCAUCACUAACUGACAUGCACAUAAUUUCAUACUGUGUUUUCUAAAUAAAUUAUUUUCACAUUCAA
Nothobranchius furzeri (turquoise killifish) is the source of this 3284-nucleotide messenger RNA. It is a transcript of the gene rapgef3, whose product is annotated as Rap guanine nucleotide exchange factor (GEF) 3. The record is from RefSeq and is a predicted model, not a curated record. NCBI's taxonomy places the organism in Eukaryota, Metazoa, Chordata, Actinopteri, Cyprinodontiformes, Nothobranchiidae. Gene Ontology annotation, cellular component: plasma membrane. Gene Ontology annotation, biological process: Ras protein signal transduction; positive regulation of GTPase activity. Gene Ontology annotation, molecular function: guanyl-nucleotide exchange factor activity.